UUAUCGAGAAAGUUUUCCAGAACAAGAGAAAAAGGCCAAAAACCAGUCGCCAUAUUCUUCGAAAGGAUCUUCAAAAUAAAACGCCAUUACUGGAAAGAUGAAAAUGGUUGUUUCGUCAGUUCGGAUAUUCAAUAGUCUAAAGCCGCCAAGUGCUUCUCUUACAGCUUACUCGACAGUACAUUCUAGGUCUCCGAGCUCACUGGAUUGCAACUUCUGUCGGUUGAAGGGAGGUUUUGUUUCUUCUAGCAUUUCCGGAUCGUGUCAACUUCGAGCCAUAGUCAGAGAUAAAGGAAAGAGAACAGAGGAUCAUCCACUCGUUGGUGAUUCGACAGAUAAAGUUGACGAGAAUCAGGUUAUGGAACCAGAGCGUGAUUUUGCUGGCACAUCUUAUGUCCCUGUAUAUGUUAUGCUUCCACUGGAUGUUAUAGACAUGAAAUGUGAGUUGGUUGACCCAGAGGGUCUUCUGGAUCAGUUAAGGAUUUUGAGGUCUGUUAAUGUUGAUGGUGUUAUGGUUGAUUGCUGGUGGGGAAUAGUUGAGGCGCACACUUCUCAAUUGUAUAAUUGGAGUGGCUACAAGAGGCUUUUUCAGAUUGUGCGAGAUCUUGGGCUUAAGUUACAGGUUGUAAUGUCAUUUCAUGAAUGCGGAGGCAAUAUUGGAGACAAUGUACAUAUUCCACUCCCUCAGUGGAUAAGAGAAAUCGGGGAGAGCAACCCUGACAUAUAUUUUACAGAUAGAGAAGGAAAGCGGAAUCCUGAAUGCCUCACAUGGGGAAUUGAUAAGGAGCGGGUUUUAAAGGGCCGAACUGCUGUUGAGGUUUACUUUGACUACAUGAGGAGCUUUCGUGUAGAAUUUGAUGAGUUCUUUGUAGAUGGAGUCAUAUCUGAAAUUGAAGUUGGACUGGGUCCUUGUGGGGAGCUACGCUAUCCUUCUUAUCCUGCGAAGCAUGGUUGGAGAUAUCCUGGUAUUGGUGAAUUUCAGUGUUAUGAUAAAUAUUUGAUGAAGAGUCUAAGCAAAGCAGCAGAAAUUAGGGGGCACUCUUUCUGGGCCAGAGGACCAGAUAAUGCUGGUUCUUAUAAUUCCACACCUCAUGAGACUGGAUUCUUUCGUGAUGGAGGUGACUAUGACAGCUACUAUGGCAGGUUCUUUCUUAAUUGGUAUUCUCAAGUUUUGGUUGAUCAUGGUGAUCGUGUGCUUGCUCUGGCCAAUUUAGCCUUUGAAGGCACUUGCAUUGCUGCAAAGCUAUCAGGUAUUCAUUGGUGGUAUAAAACAGCUAGCCAUGCUGCUGAGCUAACUGCUGGGUUUUACAAUCCUUCAAAUCGUGAUGGCUAUGCUCCAAUUGCAGCAAUGUUGAAAAAGCAUGGGGUUGCAUUAAACUUCACCUGUGUUGAAUUGCGCACCUUGGAUCAGCAUGAGGACUUCCCAGAGGCACUGGCAGACCCUGAGGGAUUAGUUUGGCAGGUGCUGAAUGCUGCAUGGGAUGUUUCCAUACUGGUUGCCAGUGAGAAUGCUCUUCCAUGUUAUGACAGAGAAGGCUAUAAUAAGAUAUUAGAAAAUGCCAAGCCACGGAAUGACCCAGAUGGCCGCCAUUUAUCUGCCUUUACCUAUCUCAGACUCAACCCAGUUCUGAUGGAGACACACAACUUUGCAGAGUUCGAAAGAUUUGUCACAAGGAUGCAUGGGGAAGCAGUCCCAGAUCUCCAAUCGUUUCCGAAUGAAAAGCCUGCAAAACCCGAGGGGAAGGAUGGACAGGUUGAUGCUUAGGAGAAAGAUACAUGAUGUAAACUUUGUAGACGUUUUUACACAAAUAAUUCAGGUUCCGUUGGUCCCUCGAGUGACCAAGAGCAAUGCAUACGAGAAAAUUCAAAUUUUGAGAAUGUUUUCUUCAGGGUGCUGGACAUUUGGCACCCCAAACAGGGAGAACUUGUUUCAUUUCAGAAAACUUCCAAGUCUCAUGUUGUCUAAUUCAUUGUUAUAGAUCUUAAAAAUGUGUAGGACUUUUUCCAAAUUCUGUAAAUAGAUGCUGGUAUAAUUGAGCAGUUGGGUUGGGUCAUUUUGGAACAAAAAAAUUUGGAUAAUUUUUGGAUUCCGAUCAUUUCAU
Molecule: messenger RNA, 2099 nt
Organism: Theobroma cacao (cacao)
Lineage: Eukaryota; Viridiplantae; Streptophyta; Magnoliopsida; Malvales; Malvaceae
Gene: BAM2
Product: beta-amylase 2
Biological process (GO): polysaccharide catabolic process
Molecular function (GO): beta-amylase activity
Source: RefSeq, a predicted model, not a curated record